Molecule: messenger RNA, 1116 nt
Organism: Brachypodium distachyon (stiff brome)
Lineage: Eukaryota; Viridiplantae; Streptophyta; Magnoliopsida; Poales; Poaceae
Exons: 2
Coding region: 182-889 (235 amino acids)
Molecular function (GO): phosphatidic acid binding
Source: RefSeq, a predicted model, not a curated record
CAUCUCCGCUUUUGACCGAUUCCCCAGCCACCCGUUGCGCGCCUCCUAUCUCUUCUCCUUCUUCCCGCGCUACCUUACGCCUUAGCCCAUCUCAUCUCCUCCCGAGAGCGAGCCCCCCGUCGAGAUCGAUCACCACCCAGAAACGCGAAGGAACGAACGUGCACCCACCGGGGGAAGAUCGAUGGCGAGCAUCUUCUGGGGCGGCGGCAAGGCGGACGAGGUGGCCGACUUCGACGAGUACGACCCGACCCCCUACGGCGGCGGCUACGACAUCACGCUCACCUUCGGCCGCGCGCUCCCGCCCUCCGACGAAACCUGCUACCCGGUCUCCACCGCCCCUUCUUCUUCCUCCUCUUCCUCUCACUACGGCCGGGACGACGAGCAGCAGCAGCACCGCAGAAGGCCUCAGGACGUCGUCCAGGAGAGUGGACACGGGUCCGCAGCCGGGUACGGGAGGCGGCCUCACGCUGAUCAGGAGGAGAGCCAUGGCGGCGGCGGCUAUGUGGGGCACGAGAGGAAGGCUCACGGCGAGGACGACGAUGAGGGUGGGUACCGGAAGCCCAAGCCCAAGUACCAUGCUGAAGACGACGACGACGAGCGGCCCAGCUACGGCCGCAAGAAGAAUGAUGAUGACGACGAAGAGGGUGAGAGGAAGCCUCGCUACAAGAAGCGCGACGACGAGGAUGAUAGAAAGCCUCGUUAUAAGAAGCACGACGAUGAUGAAGAGGAUGAUGAUAGGAAGCCACGUUAUAAGAAGCGCGAUGAAGAUGACGACGACGACGAUGAUAGGAAGCCUCGUUAUAAGAAGCGUGACGAUGAUGAGGACGAUGACGAUGAUAGGAAGCAACGACAUGGGAGGAACAACCGCCGCCGUGACUACGAUGAUUAAUUACAUGUCACGGCCCGUGACAUAUGUGUCCAUCCCGCCUUUAUGUGACGCUAAAUAAGCAAAUCUACGGCGGCAUGCUUUUACGAAUUAUCCUCAUGUCUCCUUCGUUCUUUUUUUUUGGGAGGGAUUUCCAUUUUGCUUUUCACUGAUCACCAUGGACCCGGUCGUGUGUAUGCUUGAGAUUCUUUUCGGAAUAAAAUGUGCGGUUUGAGGGAUUUUUCAGUAAA